This is a messenger RNA of Solanum pennellii, 2057 nucleotides long. RefSeq lists its product as uncharacterized. Lineage: Eukaryota; Viridiplantae; Streptophyta; Magnoliopsida; Solanales; Solanaceae. The coding region runs from base 457 to 1788 and encodes 443 amino acids. The record is from RefSeq and is a predicted model, not a curated record. The transcript has 2 exons.
UUCAGCUAUAGUCUAUAGCAUGUUUUAGAUUUGUUUUUCGCAUUGAAAUGUUUUUAUCAACAAAUUGUAGUAUGAUUGCAUAUUUGAAAAAUGUACUGAAUCAGUUUUGCCAUGACAGUUACAUACUGAUUACUCUUGAUUCUUGAAGUUAUGCUAUUUCAGAGUUAUUAUACACCUUUGGAUUCAAAUUUAACACAAGAAGAAUACGAAUAUAUGUGGUAUUAUGAAUAACUAUUCAGGAAGUUAACUAACUUCUCAUUGGAUACUUUCUUAGACUUAAUAUGUUAGUGUUGUUGUUUAUUGAAUGCUGAUGAUAGAUUUAGAUUUAUGGUUUGCUCCUGGUACAGAGGAAACUCUGCCAAAUUUAGGCUUAGGCCUACUGAGCGUCGGUAAAGGUUUGUAGAUUGUUACUGUUUGAACCUCUGUGUUUGUGUGCACUACAGAACUGAAGAUAAAAUGCUGCUUUGUCUCUGUCACUGGGGCAGGAAGACAAAGAUGCUUCCAGAUGGAUCCAUUUUGUAUGCGGGAGGUAUUACUGAUCAGUUUAUUGUAGAAACAAGCAUAAACUACAAUGACUUUGUGAAGGCAGUUUUUGAUCGAUUAGGCAUUGAUUCUUCCGAUAAGAUGUUGCAUUUUACAGUGAAGUUUGAUAGGUCAGAACUGAUACGGCUGAGGGAUCAAGAAGGUGUUGAUACCCUGUUACAAUUUAAUGAUGGCUUUGCUCAUGUUUAUGUGUCAAGUUUGCAGGAGGAGCCUUAUUCUAUAACGCCAUCAGUUGGUGCGAGAAAAGUAGAACUUGAUGUUGUAUCUUAUUCAGGACAAAAUACAACUCCUGCAGGUGAUGAUGAGAAUAAUUUGGAAAGCGCAUUAGAGAAGGCACAGUUCCAGUCAGCUGGAGAUAGUAGUAAACCUCUGAAGGAAGCAAUAGCAAACCAGUCAGCUGGAGAUCGUGAACCACAGCAGAAAGAAGCUGUUGGUGUUGAUGAUCAAAAGAUUGCUGGUACAACUAGGUUGUGCAGUAGUUCAAAAUCAAAUACAAUUUCUGAUAAAGACAAUUCAGAUUUCCUUCAAUGUUGUCAUCCUGAAUUCAGUGAUUUUUUCAAGCAUAAAGCUGAAAAUUGCUUUGCAGUUGACCAGAUAUGGGCUGUCUAUGAUGAUGUGCACGAUGCUAUGCCAAGAAAAUAUGUCCGCAUCAGCAAGGUAUUUGGUCCUGAAUUUAAGAUCAUGUUCAGAUGGCUCGAGCCUUGUCCAGAUGAAGACCAAAGGGAGUGUGGUUGGGUCAAGCCAGGCUGUGGGAAGUUCAUUAGUGGGGAUAUUCAUUCCACUUCUGAUCGAUUUUCUUUUUCUCAUCAAAUGCAUUGUAAAGAGGGGACGAGUGAUAUGUACAUUUUAUAUCCUAGGAAAGGGGAAAUAUGGGCGCUUUUCAAAGCUCAGGAUAUUCUUUGGAGUCCACUGAGUCAUAGUGAACAUAAGUAUGAAGUUGUGGAGAUCCUUUCUGAUUUUGUUAAGAAUGCUGGUGUCAGAAUUGGUUACUUAGAUAAAGUUACUGGAUUUGCUGGUAUUUUCCAGAGAACAAAGCUGUUUAAUUCUAGUUCGUUCGUUAUAAAGCCAAAUGAACUUUACAAGUUCUCUCAUCGAAUUCUUUCUUUCAAGAUGAUCAGAACUGAAGGAACAGGUGUACCUGUGGGGUCGUUUGAACUUGAUACUGCUUCUUUACCCCUUGAUCCAAAUGAUAUUUGGUACCCUGGAAAAGUCAAGGAAGAAUCAGGAGUCUACGUUGUACAUUGACAUGGAUGGAACUGAAAUUUUCUGUCAUUAGUUGCUCGAUUAGUAGACUUCGUGAUUGCAGUAGCUGCAAUAAUGGUUAUGAUUAUGAUGUUUCAUUUGAUUUCAGUAGCUCGAAUUAUGAUUUUCGAAUUAAAGUGUCUCUUGUGUUUGUAACUUAAAAAGAGAGAAAAAGAGAAGAAGCUGAAAGACACCAGUAAUGCUUUUAUCUUUUGUAAAACUCUUCUGUAAAAUUGAAGUAAUGGUAUAAGAAUUUGAGUUAAAGCUGAAAA